AAACAACAAAAUGAACAAUACGCAGCUACAAUCGUACGUAUGUAUAUAUAGGAAUAUUGAUAACAACCUCACGACCUCGAGACCACACACGGCCCGACAAAAAUAUUUAUAGUAUCAUAUUAUAGGAUGUCAGACAGAACCGGAGUUUUCGCAAGCAAAAAUCCGAAACACUGUCGUCGUAUUUCCGAAACGACUGGAGCCGAAUUCAAUAUGACGACGACAAAUCGUUCAGAUUAUUUGUGGCCGGUACCGUCAGGAAACCAUCGGAUUAUCGACUGGAACCGAUUCGAGUACAAAAAGCGACAACCACGGAUCGCCACCAAAGACCUUCCGCCGACGUUUCGCAACUAUGAUACUAUGAGCUUAGUACCGGACUCGGAAAAAUUUCCUUUCGAUUUUUUUUUCUUGCCAAAAGGCGACAACAGUCGUUACCCAUCACAGGUAACCAACAAAUACUUGAAACUUGUUUUUUAUUUCAAUACUUACGUAUAAUAUUUGACUGUCAAAAUUAAAUAUUCGAUUUAAAAAAUAAUCAUCGGGAAAUAGUUUUUGAACCGAGGCGGAAAAAUAAAACGCACAGAUAAGAAUAAUAUAGAAUAAUACAUCAUACAUAGAUAGGUAACACCCGUAUUAAAAUUCGUAACCACGAGAAGCACUCCUGAUAUAGUUGUAAAACAAUAAUCUAUUACACAUUCUAUAUACACGUUCUUCCACCUCGGAUGAUUUUGUACUAUUUUGCUUUAUACUCCAUGAAUGGAAUAAAUCAUAUGCAUAAGGAUCACAUUUAUCGACAGUUUUAACAGCUCAUUUUUACGUCUGUUUUCACUUUUAUCAAUAUCUGAGUUCUCUUGGCAACAAGAGGAAAAUACGAUUAAUAUACUACUCAUAAUACGCUCAGAAUCGUUUUUUCGUUUGCACUUAUUUAUAGUUGUAUACAUUAUAUAAACAAAUUAUUCUGUAUAUCAAACUUUUCCACCUACCCAUUUACAACAAUGACCUACCCGUGAGUAUUGUUAACUUUUUUUUUUUAUUUAGAUAAUAUAAAAUAUCAAUAAUGUGAAAAGAAGCAUUCAAAUUUUAUUAUAUCAUACAUAGAACUAUACAACGUAUAAAAUACAUAAUUCAUAAUAUAAUGCGUAAACAUACAAACAUAAUUCCAAUCUGUGUUCUUUCCGAAAAGGGUCUGCACGGAGUACCUUUUUAUAAAUAAUUGGGGUUGGACAAAUGCAUCGUUAUUAUGUACAUCUACGAAAAUAUACGCUCCAGAGAAAAAACGAAUAUCGUCCUAGCAAACACUACCCCUUAAGCCGUUUUCAAUGUCUUCUAUAUUCUUCGAUAUACCGGGGCUGUACUGUGAUUAAAUUCUUAUCAAAUUAAAAUUUAGGUACAGUAAAUAAAUAAGGGAAUCAAUUCAAGUUGAAUUAUACUGACUUUGGAAAAAUCACGACUAAAUUAUAUGUGAUAUUUUCAAUUAAUUAAUAAAUACGCGAAUAAAACUGUGACGAUAUUUUAUUUCAUUAGAUUUACAACCAAAUAUAAAAUAAAAUACAUUAAAUACACGGAAUUAUUAUUCUUAAAAUAUAGUAAAUAUACGUAUAUUUGUCUAAUCAUUUUUUUCUCCGAUUCGCGAGUGUAUAUUAUUUAUUUUUGAUAAUAUCAAUAAUAUUACGUAGUACGAAAAAAUAUUUUUAAAAAAAAAAAAGUUUCUUUGUGCACGUUUCACGCCUCACUGUUAUCUAUGUACAGUGUGCAAGACGAAAUACAGACACCUGAAAUAACCUAAAUUAAUGUAUUUUUUUUUAGAUAGGGAACUUAAAAUAAUACAUUUUAAGUUUUACAAUGCUUCUUUUUAAACAAAUUCAAAAUGCAGUAUUGUAAAGUAGAUUUAUACGCAAUUUUUGGUAAAUUUUUUGGAAAGAUUUAUUUUGGUAUGGUCAUUAUUUUUUAUAAUUUUUGAAUUUGUACUGAAAUUGUGAAUAUUGUUUUUGCCUAUAAUCUGUUACACUAAUUAAUUAUUAGUCUGAGCAUACAAAUUGGCAAGGAUUUUUUUCCAUGGGUAUUAUCAUAUUCGUGUAAUUUUAAUAAAUUAAUGUUAUGAUUGAAAAGAAAAUUAUUCACAUUAAUUAUAAUAAUAAUAAACGUCUUUGUCUCCACUCAAAAUCUAAAAUAAGAUAAAUAUAUAUAGAUACAUAGAUUUUCAACAAAAGUAGGCAAUAAGCAAUAAUAUACGUAAAACAUGUUUUUGAAUAACUAACUAAUUUAAUUUUGGAAUUUUUAUUUUUUUUAAAUGUAUUAUAUUAAUUUACAAUGGGGUUUUUUGCCAAGCCUUCUUUUCAAUAUUUAUAAAAACAUUUUCUUAAGGUACCAAUAACUGUAUUUUUUCCUGGGGUUUUUUUUUUCUUCGUCGGGGCUUUUUUCCUUAGAUGAUUUUUGGUCAAGGGCUUUUUUUCCUGGGGCUUUAUUAACCUCAAUUUCUAAUGAUAGUUAUCAAAGUGGGUAGAAAUCAAUUAUUUAAGCAAGUGAACGAUCGUAAGAUUGUAUACUGCCAAUCUAUUAAUAGUCUGUAACAUUGCCGUUUAUAAACAUAUUAUACUUUUAUAACUAAUAAUUUAUAAGUAUAAUUAAAGUUAGAAUUUUGCCCCCCUCCUGGAAGACGAGCUGAAUACGCCCCUGUCUAAAAGAUUAUUUAACAAUAUUUUUUUAUUUUUCAAUGUAACAAAUGUCAAUGAAGUUUCACAUGAUACGAAGGUAUAAUUUAUUAUGAUAUAAAUAUAUUUGUAUUAUUAUUAUUAAUAAUAAACAAUAAUUAAAUAAAAAUAAGAUAUUUAAAAAACUAAAGAACGAAAAUAAUAAUCUAUACAUCUAUAAUACAUAGCUCUUUCAUUUUACAGCUCGACAUAAUCCAAUUUAACCUAGGUACGUACUCGUAUAAAUCAGUUUUUGUGACACGUCGUAUAGAAAUAAUGUAUUGCUUCUGUCGUUAUGUACGGGACCUGAACCGUCAUUGUUCGGCAAUCUGCGAUAAUGAGCACAAGAUAUUGUAUGCUUAAUAGUUAAUUCGUGAGUUAUGAAUGCUCGUGAUUUACAUACCUACCUAAUUAAUGUGACUGAUACACAAAGCCAACCAGCCAAGUGAUGUAUAAUUUAAACACAUAUUAUGCCGAUAUGUACGAAAUAUUAAAUUAACGCCCAUUUAGUCCAGCCGAGUGUCAACUUGUAUUAAAAUGGUAAUUUUUUGCCUGUAUAAAUAGAUAAAACAAAACAAGACGUGUCAUAAAAAUAAGAGAAAUAAGAGUGAACCUUUUGGCGUUUUGUAUUUUUCAUUUCUAAUAGCUCAACUAUUUUCGGGUAUUGGAACUAGUUUGUGUGUAUGUGUUUUUUACAGUUUGAUGUUUUUGAAUAUGCCCACGAUGUUUUAAUGCAUACAUAACAGAUUUAUUAAAAUUCAGUUUUUACUGGAAAUUAAUAUAUUAUAGUAUAUAAAUACAUAAAUAUCAUAUUUGUUCAAUGUUCCUCAAAUGCAUCGUAUAUAAACGAUUAUAUAAUAAUUAAUAUUUAGACAAAUAGGGUAGUCCAUUUAAGUGGUUUCGCUUGAUAUUUCAAAAAAAAUCGACUUUUUUCUUCUGGAUCGAUGGAUAAUUUAUCAUUUGUUAACAACGUUCCCACGUUUUUAAUUAUAACAUGCAUACAAAAAAAUACCGAUACCGGUGAUAGGUGUAUCACUAGAAAUACAGUAAAGAGCAAUUUAAAUUAUAUAUUUACGCAACAAUAAACCUUUGUAAACGAAAAAUGAUUUUAAGUAUAGUAUUAUUAGCCAGUGACGUAGUCACGAGGGGAGCUAGUGGGCCAUGCCCCAUUGGCCGUAUCACGGAUUAAGAUAUACAGAACUGGAAACAACCCAGCGGACUCAAUGCACAACGCUAACUGGUUAUAACUAAUACUGGUAUAUAACUUUGUUCUUAACGCCAUCGCCAUCUCGGUACAUUUGUAAAAUUAUGCUCAUUUAACAUUUAUCACACCAGGAGAACUGAGUAUAUCCCUAAUUUGUAUACUAUAGAUACUUAAAUAACCAUAUUAUAUAUUUUAUUCUAAUCCUUUUUUUUUUUUUUUUGUAUAAAAUAUACUUGAAUAGUUGAAAAAACAAUUGAUUUAAAUAUCAUAAUCUAACAAUAUUGAAGUAAGUAAGCAUUUAGACUAAAUUAUUAGAAGCUAUAGCUUCCUAUUGUGUGUUAGUGUUAUAUUAAUAACAUAAAAAUGAUAACAAUAUAGAAUAGAUAGUGUAUUUUGAACUUAUACCUACUUCAAAAAUUCAAAAUAGGUAAUCAGUUUCAUACAAACAUUAUUACUGACACUAUUAUCCAUAUAAAUACUUACUGUAAUGUAAUUUACAAAAUAAUAUGAAUUAAAAUUUAAAUUAAAUCAAAUAAAAUAAAAUAGUACCAACAAGAUGGUGUAAGAUGAUUUCAAGUUGUAAAAAUAUAAUUUUCUUUUAGAGCUUUGAACAAAGUACUUUUUUAAAUUAAUUAAUUUACACUACAUCGUCUAGGCAUUUUUAAAACAGAUUUAAAAGGAUUAGUUCAUAAAGUAUACACAACACAAGAGUACAAGAUAAUAUUUACACAUGCAUCUUACAGUAGAGAUGGACAAAAAUAGAUGACUAAUAGAUGCAGCGAAGCGUAAGACAUUCGGCUCAAACCCCGCACUCUGCCAACCCAUUCGUUUCCAGUCCUGUAUAUCUUAGUCCGUGGUGUUUAUAUAUUUUAUAGUUUAUGAUGAUCUUUGAACCUGGUUUAUAUUUCAGAUAUCAGCGACUGCACAUAUUCUGUGGUAACCUAACCAAUUUUGAUUAAAACACAAAUUUAUUAUUCAUUGACUUUACACACAUAAUAUUAUUAUAAUACCUAUGUAGGAAAUGAAUUAUUUAUUAUUUGAAAUGUAAUGCAUUCGUAAUCGUAAACUCGGUGAAAAAAUCGAAUGUAUUUGAUUUCAAUGCGUCGAAUUCCAAUUUCCAAACAUUUGUAGGGCUCGUGAUAAUCAAUAUUUGGAUAUUUUUAGAUUCCGAGAGUAGCGAUGGAACUAUUGGUUUUACUAAGAUGUUUAUUAUUUUUUAUUUCUUCUAGCCUGUGGACACGUUUUUUUCUAGUAAACGUCCUCCGAUUUUUAAGUAUAGCAUUUUUUCUGAAAGCUGAAGUUAUCUAGAUGAUAUUUUUCAGAGGUCAUUUUUUAAUUUUCGAUGCCAUUUUUUAAAUAAAAGCACUAAAAUGAGAAAAAACAUAGGAAAACAUAUAAUUUCACAAUUUCAUUAUUUUAUAAAAACACGGACGUUUUCUACCAGAAAAAAUGAUUUAAUUGAAAAAUCACAAGAUACCUUUUUUGUUGCCUUAUGGAUUUAAUUUCUAAUGAUAUCAUUGCUAAAACUUUUAAGCCACUUUUGAGCUAAGAAUUUUAAUUUUUGGUAUUUUUUUUGCUAUAAUUCGGUUAUAAAUACACCCAGAAUCUUGAAACUUGGUAAUAAUACUUGGUAAUAUUAUAUUGGACGUACCUAAACGUAGUAAAAUUUCCAAAAUCAUCGGACGUCUUUUUUUUUUUUAAUAACCGUUUUAAAAUCAAAUUUAAACGAAAAUCGCAAAACAAAAUUACGGUAAUUCAAAUUAUGUAUUAUCGAACUACGCUCGGAAUCGUCUUUCGUCAAACAAUAGUUUAUGCUUACAAAAAUAAAUGAAAUAACCUUAUGUAUUCUACCUUUCCAACUUCUCUAACAGUGCUCCUAUCCCCAGUAUCAGCUCUUUUUUUUUUUUAGGUUUUUGUACGCAGGUAUAAGCAAUGUACAAUAUAUAUUAUACAAACCUUAUUAUGAUAUUCUCGUUUUGUCUAUUAGUCAUCUUUCCUAUCGUGUAUAGAUUCGUUGCUGUGAUAUUACCAGUAUCAAUAAUGAUAAUUUAAUUGAUAUUAAUAUGAUUUUAUUAUAUCGUAAUCUACCGAUAAAAAGAUUAAUAUUUACAAAUACGUAAAUCCUCCUCACUUGUUCAAUGCAAUACAUAUUAAUAGCAAAUAUACACGAUGAGAUUUAGUGAUCCUCCACUACCUCAUUCCUUCCACUCUCUGCCUUUUUUAUUUUUAUAUUAUGUACCUACGUAAUUCUGUACGUAAAUUUAAAACUACUUCCUCACAAGUAAAUUUGUUACCAAUGAUAAUCUUCCUCCCAUUGAUAUACUAAUAUGCAUUUCAUACAGGCAUUGAAUAUAAUAUUAUGUAUGUCAUUUAAGAUUCAUUCACACAUAAGAUAUCAUUUAACACCGUUUAGAGAGUAAAUUGUAAACCAAAAAUAUACAGCUAAAAAAAGUUUGGUGCCUGUGAAAUAAAGAAAAAUAUAAAGAAUUUGUGUUUCAAAAAUAAUAAAUUACUUUGCAUAGAUAAAUUAUUAUACAUCGUCAUAAAACUAAGACUUUUUUUUGAAAAUAACUGAUUACCUACAAUUUAUUUCUUAACAAAUUUUUUAGGAAAAUUUCUAUUCUCACCGAAAUUCCCAAUUUCUCGUAAAACCCUUAUUCCCCCUAGAGUUGUUGAUACAUGUUCCAUAUUGUACAUUUUAUUCCUUUGUCUAGACCAUAAUUAUCGAAUAAUUAGUAUUACUCCUAGAAAUAAAUUUAAAAAAUAAUAUUACAUACAUUUGGUGUUAUAUUAUUAAUACAUUGUAACCUUGCGGUUAUUGUGUUUCAGGAUGAGUUGCCACAACCGCAGUUAAACAAAAUUAUAAAACCUGCUAAAAAUUGGCAGCGUAUCGCCGUCAAAUGGGAUGACUUACAGAGACGUAUUUUUGGCGGUCGGACUAUAGACUGACCAAUAAAAUUCAUAUAUGUACCUAGGUGAAUUAUCGUGUACGGUCCGAUAUUACGCAGUGAAUUAAUUAAAUAAUUUACACUUUUA
Messenger RNA from Cinara cedri, 6927 nucleotides. Lineage: Eukaryota; Metazoa; Arthropoda; Insecta; Hemiptera; Aphididae. The record is from the annotation of a GenBank genome assembly.